Messenger RNA from Zygosaccharomyces rouxii, 819 nucleotides. RefSeq lists its product as uncharacterized. Bases 1 to 819 code for a protein of 272 amino acids. The record is from RefSeq and is a predicted model, not a curated record. The transcript has a single exon. Gene Ontology annotation, cellular component: membrane. Lineage: Eukaryota; Fungi; Ascomycota; Saccharomycetes; Saccharomycetales; Saccharomycetaceae.
AUGGGCGUUACCUCUCAAGAUAAAUGCCAGCUGUUGGGUCCCACUUCCAUUGUUAUCCAGUUGGCUAUGGGAAUGGCCAUAGUAGCUGGGCUAUUACUAAAAAGGAACCGAGAACACCCAAGGAGGAAGAUGGUAGUUUGGGCCUAUGAUGUUGGCAAACAGCUUAUCGGAGCUUUGGAGAUUCACUUUAUAAAUCUAGGGUUAAGCAUUUGGCAACAGAGAGGUGUCAUACUGUUUUCAGGAAAUAAUAACAAUCAGGAUGAUGAUGGACAGUGUGAUUGGUAUUUCCUCAAUUUGUUAUGUGAUACAACCAUAGGAAUUCCUAUACUGUGGGUGAUACUCGUAUUGAUUCAAUCUAUUCUAGUUCAUCUAGAAGUGACGAACAUCGAAAGCGGGAACUAUUUUUCCUCAGCUUCUGAGAAUAAAUCGUUGAGCACAGAAUCCAAAAGGCCAUUGUUUAGUGCAUUCUUGAAACAAUCAUCAAUAUUUGUUGGUGGAAUAAGUGCUAUGAAGUUCAUCAUCUAUGAAUUGCUAGAACAUUACGAAAAAGGUGCCUCAUGGUUUGCCAAUUUGUUGUUAGGAUGGUGCGAUCAUUGGCCAAAUUUCCAGGUGUUUGUAGUAAUGUUUGUUUGUCCCGUGGGCCUCAACUUCUUCCAGUAUUUCUGUGUUGACAAUAUUAUCAAACUACCAACAACUUGUGUCAAUUCUCAAAACCUAGAGAAUUUCGAACCUGAAUCCCUUGAAGAAUACCUUGAAACCAACGUCAAUGCCAACACAAACCGUGGUAGUAGCCACGCGAUUUACGGUAGCCUUGGUUGA